This is a messenger RNA of Equus quagga, 1721 nucleotides long. Its product is annotated as lipase member K-like. NCBI's taxonomy places the organism in Eukaryota, Metazoa, Chordata, Mammalia, Perissodactyla, Equidae. The transcript has 9 exons. Gene Ontology annotation, cellular component: intracellular membrane-bounded organelle. Bases 259 to 1098 code for a protein of 279 amino acids. The record is from RefSeq and is a predicted model, not a curated record.
CCUGAAUCAGCCCUCCCUCAGCAAAUGGGCUCCGCACUCAGAGUGAGACAAUUUCCUACUGGGUUUACCCACAUGAAGCGUAUGAAGUGCUAACUGCAGAUGGCUACAUCCUUCUACUCUACCGAAUUCCUCAUGGGAAGAAUGACUCUAAUCAUUCAGUCCAAAAGCCUGUUGUGUAUUUACAGCAUGGUGUGCUAUUAACUUCCAGUAUCUGGAUUUCUAAUCCUCCCAACAAUAGCCUGGGCUUCCUUCUGGCCGAUGCUGGUUAUGAUGUGUGGGUGGCAAACAGCAGAGGAAAUAGGUGACCCAGGAAACACCUGCACCUGGAAACAGACUCCAAAGAAUUCUGGGCCUUCAGCCACCAUUGAUUUCAUUGUGAAGAAAACAGGACAAAAGCAAAUUUACUAUGUGGGCCAUUCCCAGGACACCCUGAUUGCUUUUGCAGCAUUUGCAACAAAUCCACAACUGGCUGAAAAGAUUAAAAUCAAUUUUGCACUGGCUCCAAUUGCCACUGCUAAAUACGUAACAAGUGUUUUGCGCUUCACUUCUUACAUCGACCCACAACUGUUCAAGAUCCUGUUUGGUGAAAAAGAAUUUUUACUCAAUGAAUAUAUCAAUAAAAUCAUGGGUCAGGAUGUGUGCAACCGUGAGAUAAUUGAUACAGCUUGCAACAAUUUAAUUACAUUGGUGGGUGGAUAUAAUCCCCAAAACUUAAAUCAGAGUCAUAUGGAUGUAUAUCUAACAGAGCUGCCAUCAGGAACAUCAAUUCAAAAUAUGUUACACUAUGGUCAGAUGGCUAAUAAAGGUACAUGUCAAGCUUAUGACUGGGGAAGUCCAUCUUUAAAUAUUCUACACCAUAAUCAGCUCACUCCUCCAUUAUACCAUGUGGAGGAUAUGAGGGUUCCAACUGCAAUGUGGAGUGGUGGACGGGACAUUCUGGUGGAUCCCAUAGAUAUUAAGAAUUUGGAACCAAGAGUCUCCAAUCUCAUUUACCAUAAGAAGAUUCCUUCCUACAAUCAUCUUGAUUUUAUGCUAGGGUUAGAUGUUUAUGAUCAGAUUGACACUGAAAUCAUCACGAUGAUGAAUGAAGCUCAAUGAGGUUGAAAAUUUCUUUGGCUCCACACAUAUUUUCCUACCUCUUCUGAGGUCCGUUUGAUUUUCCAAAUGCAAAGGUUUUCUUGCUUGUCUUUUUUUGUUUAAAUGGUUUUUGGUUUAUAAGUCAGAAUCACUUUGUUAAAUCAUUUGUACUAGACCAAAGAAGAAUGAGCACUUAUAAAAUAUUUCAUUCAUCUUGUGAAGGCUUUUCAUGUCACAGGAAUUUUGAUAUUUUUGACAAGAAGAGAGAUCUUUGAAGAGUAAGCAUACUUCCUACGGGCAAUAAAACAAUCUUGAAAUAUUUAUUUAUGCAAGCAGAAACUGAGUUAUAUGGUAUGCAUUUGAGGGGAUGUGGUGACUGGAGAAGGACUAUAAAAAUGCCUGCCAUACUUUUUGGCAGGGAAACCAGAAAAGACCUUGUCAAUUAGUCCUUUUGGCUGAAAUUCAAGAAGACCAGGACUUCUCCUGACUUACCCUCUAAUGAUCGAGUAACUGUUUUGAAGAAACUGAUUACAUUAGAGUUGCCUAGUGUGGAAAAUAGGGGAAAUUUUUUAGAAUCACUUUUCUAUUAUGGAAAAUGCUCUUCCCGGGACUAGUAGUUUCAGCAAGUACUUUGCCAAUCAGUA